CUUCUAAUCGCGCGCUGAAUCGCCUGAAAAUCAAAUGAACACCGAUGAACGUGGAUUCUAAUGAUUAAUAGUAACCGCCGCGCACUGUUUCCCAUCAUGUUCAUCAGGUGUAUUUUGCCUUGAUACAAACUUCCGAAGCAAUCUCUCGCGAGUCGCAGACGGCACGCCGAGCAUUCGACUGCAGCGUUGUUGAGGACACUAGAUCUGCGAUAUGCUCCUUUCAUCGCUGCUGUAUGGGUCACUGCUGUAUUCAGCGCGGGCCACAGAUCCAACAUGGGCUAGCAUUGCAAUGAAUGUCCCUUCUCAGCUCACAGACUCGAGUUUCAACUAUGCCACUGUGACCACCUACUUUGGCACACCACCUCAACAAAUUAAUCUUACAAUUGACGUUUCUACUGGCGUAAUGGCCGCAUAUUCAGUGGACUGCGUGUUUUGCAGUGGCGAAACAUUCUUCGAUACUUCAUUGUCCUCGACGUUCCAACAUCUUAAUUUUCCUUGGGCUCAGGCACGACCUGACUUCAACGGUUCAGAGUCCAGUGAUACCGUGAGUUUUGGCGGGAUCCUCACUGUGUUAGAUGCGCAAUUUGUGCUGAUUGACACCGGUUCAUACUCAUUCGCAAGACAAAUGAUGCACAAUGGAUUUCUCGGGGCGUUUCUGAAUCCACUUAACAGCACUACAGUCACGAAUAACGUAUUUUCACAACUCUACCAGUCAAAGCAGUUGUUGAAUCCCGUUAUCGGUAUACGAUUUGACCCGCGAAGCCCAAAACUAACAAUCGGUGCUCUCGACCCGAAUGAUUAUGAAGGGACCAUCAAUUGGGUUCAGUUGGAGGCUAAUGCAUCGUGGGAUACAUUUAAUACGUUCCAAGUCGACGGCCUCAAAGGAUAUAAUGGGUCAUUUGUCCCACAGGGUUCAGGUGAUCUAUUUGCUAGCAUCGACUCUUCUAUCCGAAAUCUGUCUACGUACGCCACUAACAAUGGAUACAUUGGUCCAGCCGGCACCGGCGUUACCAUGGACCACCGGACUAACGUCGUAUCCUUGCUCUGCAACGAAACCUACCCUUAUGUUCCCUUGACGGUGUCUAUCAAUGGCGUCGAUUAUCAGGUUGAUUCCAACAACAACCUGCUUUACUCUCAAGAAACUGAAACAGGGUUGUGCACUCUCGGCAUGGCGAAUCGCUCCGACACCCUACCACCCAACUUUAUCCUCGGGCAACCUUUCCUGCGGAGCGUCUACGUCGCUUACCGUUUCCCUACGGACAACUGCCCAGGGUACUACGGUUUUGCUUUUGCUACAGGUGCCAACCGCACGCAGGCACAAAUUUCUCAGACUCCGACAUCCACCCCGACCAAUAGUGCUCAGUGUCUUUCAUUCGCAAGUCCGACAUCAACGCCUUCUGCGACUAUUGUCACGGCACAGCAGAAGCUACUGUCUUCGGAAAAGUAUAGUGUGUAUGGGAGACCAAAUGCGUCUCAAAUGUCAUUGAUCGAUGUCGAAAACCUUCCCAAGAUGACGUGGAACGCGACUAAUCUUUAUUAAUGAUACUUAUACGAUAGCCAUCUGGACUUCGUGCACAACUUUAUUGAGGCUAUCUUACUGUAGCCAGCAGUUUGGACACGCAACGGCCAUCAUGACGUUAUCGUCAUCGUCAUUAGUGGCUGGCUUAGUCAUCAUCAACCCGCACGUUGGAUUAGUAUAAAGGGCUGCUCAAUUCUAACUUAUAAUUUUCGAUAGGGCAAUAGUAGAUAGUCCAAUCUUUUCAGUACGUGUGUCGGCUUAGUGUCUUGAAUCACAUUCUAAAGCGGGGAUCUGGCGACUGACAGCCUGAGAGUGAUCCUGAAAGAUCUAGUGUGACUGGAGUCGAAGCUGGCGUGACUAUGAAAAUACGGUACCACUUCCAUGAGGCCAUGGCUGCGGUCCUGCAGAAUGAAAAGCUGUGACACGUUGACCUCUCAACGUUACUAGAUCACGUUCCAAAAACAGAGACAAAAACUCACCGACAAUGAAGGAAACCUCCUUGACG
Suillus clintonianus is the source of this 2024-nucleotide messenger RNA. Its product is annotated as aspartic peptidase domain-containing protein. The record is from RefSeq and is a predicted model, not a curated record. Gene Ontology annotation, molecular function: aspartic-type endopeptidase activity. NCBI's taxonomy places the organism in Eukaryota, Fungi, Basidiomycota, Agaricomycetes, Boletales, Suillaceae. The transcript has 6 exons. Bases 212 to 1540 code for a protein of 442 amino acids. Gene Ontology annotation, biological process: proteolysis.